Molecule: messenger RNA, 1550 nt
Organism: Nematocida parisii ERTm1
Lineage: Eukaryota; Fungi; Microsporidia
Exons: 1
Coding region: 1-1485 (494 amino acids)
Source: RefSeq, a predicted model, not a curated record
AUGGAUACGUCUCAGUUUGUUGGGAAGGAUAGUCAGCAAAUAUACGAAGAGCUGUUUAAGAAGACAGCAGAGCAAGAAAGAAGGUAUAACGAAAUAGAAAGCAAAAUCAAUAAUGAAAUAAUCCGGCUUCUGAUUAUUGAGCAGGAGGCGAUUGAAAAGGACAAGCAGACAUUAAAAGAGGAGAUCGAGCAGCUGGAGCAGGAGAAAGAGGCAAGACAAGAGGCAGAGAAUGAAGUGCAAGUAAAAAAGAAAGAGACUGAAGAAAAAGAAAAGCAGCUCAAAGAAACAUUAAAAACAAAGAAAGAAAUGGAAAAGCAGCUAAAAGAGCUGCAGGGCGCAUUGGAGUCUUUUAAGGUUCGGGCUGAUCAGGAAAUAGAAGAAAGCCAAAAGCGAAAAGAAGAGAUAGAAAAUAUCAAAAUAAAGGAGAAACAGCUAAUUUUUGAUCUAAAAGAGAAAGAAAAGGCAGUUUCCCAAAAAGAAAAUGAGCUAAAAAAGGAAAUUGAUAGUAAAAACAAAGAAAUAGAAAGGGCAGAACUACUUUCUAAGGAAAUAGCAGCAGUGCAGGCCGAGUUAUCCAAAAGAGAAAAGAAAAUUGAAGAGAAAGAGCAGGAAAUAGCACAGUUUGAACAGGCUUUGAAAGAAGUAAAAAGGCUAAAAGAUCAGAAGGAAGAAGAGACAUAUGAGAAAGAAAGAGAUUUAAAGAGAAAGGUUUUAGAGCUAGAAGAAAGGAUAAAAACCACUCCAGAGUGCACAGCAUCAAUUAAUGAAGAGAUAAACCGGCUAAAAAUUGAAAGUGAAAUAAGUAAAGCAAAGGUGGAGGAAAAAAACAAAACAAUAGAAAUAUUGCAGAAUACUAUUCAAAGACUCGAGUCUUUAUUUUCUAAACAGAUGGAAUAUACAAUGAUAACUCUACCCAAAGCAGGAUCCCCUGCGCAGAUAGAGCAGAGUAAACGUACAGAUACUUCUGCCAGCAUAAGAACUCUUCUAAAGGAAACAAAACCUGCAAUAAGCCAACCCGAUAUAAUGCCAGAGAAGCCGGCUGUAAUCAAUACGCAAGCAAAUGAAACUGCACAAAAUGAUGAAGAAAGCUAUGAGAAUGCGCGAAUAAAUGAGAAUGCACCUAAGAGGGAAGUUGUUAAGAAGGAUAAAACACCGGCGGUUAAAAGGGCAACAAAAAAAUCCGAUGCUUUACAAGCAGCACCAAAAGAUAAAGCGCCUGCACCUGCUAAGCAGUCCGGUAAAAGAAAGAGCAAGGGAGAACUGGUUGAUAUCAAGAAAGAAAUGGCAAAGCAGGCGCAAGCAAAAGAGACCAAAAAACUUAAAGAAUCAUCAGACUCAGAGAGCGACUCAAAGGACAGAAAGGACUUUAGCACUCUUUUUGCAAAGAAAAAGACAAAGAGCGUAUUCACUGCCCGGCCUGAGGCUUCUUCUUUCUUUGCAAAUCUAUCAUUUUCAGACUACGAACCAGAUACAUCAGAAAGGUAGAAAUAAUCCUAAUAGUACAUUUCGAGGGAAAACAAUAGGAAUCACAUGUAAUAGAAAUAAUAACA